This is a messenger RNA of Vigna unguiculata (cowpea), 3188 nucleotides long. RefSeq lists its product as uncharacterized. NCBI's taxonomy places the organism in Eukaryota, Viridiplantae, Streptophyta, Magnoliopsida, Fabales, Fabaceae. The record is from RefSeq and is a predicted model, not a curated record.
GAUGGUAAUUUUUGCUGGCGAACAGAGAAAGUUGUCGAGAGCAUACCACAACUACCAUCGUGCGACGCUGCAACGAGUUGAAAUCGCGAGCGAGAAAAGGAUUCCCAUUGUUGAACUCAUUAAUUGUCUUCGAAGCAGGCGAAAGGUUGGGGAAGACGACUUAAUCACGUGGUGAUAUUUUUCGCUGAAGACGAAGACAAUGUCUUUUUCAGUUGCGUUUUUUCACAUGGGAAAAUUCGAGUCAUUUAGGGGGAGGUUUUUGCGCUACAAUGGAGGGGAAGAACACAUAUUUCACGGGUUGGAUCUUGAUAGAUGGUCCUAUUUCGAGGCUUUGUCUAUUUUAAAGAAGGAGUUCAAAUACAAUGGGGCGAUGAAGCUGUGGUGGAAGCCAAAGAGAGGUCGAAUGGAUAGGGAUUUAAGGCCUUUCGUCUCAGACAAUGAUGCACUGCAAUUGUGUGCGUAUGCUGAUAAAAAGAAAGAGGAAGUCCAGAUUUAUGUAGAGCAUGUGGUUAGUGCAGCGCAACCUAUUGAGUUUAUUGAAUGGACACAAACUACUGGUGAGGUUGGUGGUGAAGAGGGUCCUGAUGUUAAUUCUGUGGCUGAGGUUCAGGAUGUUGGGAAGGGAGAUGCAAAAGUGGAGGCUGAGGUUAUUGUAGAAGAAGUUAGGGUUGCUGAUAAAGGGGAUGCGACAGUGGAAGAAGUUCAGGUUGCUAACAAAGAGGAUGCAAUAAUGGAGGAUGGAAGAGUGGAAAAUGAGAAUUCUGUUGGUGAAAAUAGGGAUGCCGAGAAUGCUGAGGCUGGUGAUGUGGAAGAGCAGAGUGAUAUUGAUGUUGAAGAGUUGGAUGAAGUGAAGAAGAACGUCAUAGAGAUGACGAUGAUGGUUUUGGAUCCACUAACACAUCACGCAGAAACAUUACACAGCUACUUGAGAGGUGGCAAAAUUUUCAUAAAGAAAGGAGAAAAAGGAAGCCUUCGGCUAGUGCAAGUGCAGGUGCUUUUGAAACAAAUGCAAUAGGUCAUAAUCAUAACAUAGAUGCCACAUAUAGUACUGAUGAAUUAGACAGUGAUAUUGAAUGUGAAGGAGAACCUGUGCACAAGUAUGCCACUUUUCAAAGUGAAGAUAUGUGAAAAGACUUUAAAUUCAAAGUGGGGAUGGUGUUAUGCUCACUUAAGGAGUUUAAACAAGCUGUUAAGGAGUAUUUUGUACUCAAUGGCAGAGAGAUAAUGUUUGUUAAAAAUGAUGACAUAAGAGUUAUGGCAGUUUGCAAGAAGAAAUGUGGAUUUGUGAUUUUGUGUAGUAAAGUAGGAGGAAGCCAUACAUUUAGGGUGAAGACAUUGGUUGAUGGUCAUAGUUGUGGGAGAGUAUUUGGGAAUCAAAAUGCAAAUAAAGAUUGGGUUUCUAAGGUGAUUGCUGAGAAAUUUAGAAAUGUAGGCAAGAUGACUGCAAACGUUAUCAUUGAUGACAUCAAGAAGACUUAUAGUGUGGGGAUCACUAUGUGGAGGGCAAUAAAAGGAAAACAACUGGCCAUGGAUGUCAUAGAGGGUGAUGGGCAGAAACAAUAUACCUUACUUUAUGACUACGCAGCAGAGUUGAAAAGGGUGUCUGCUAGAACAACAAUCAAAAUAAAAGUGAAUCAACCACAACCAACUUUGCAGCCAUGUUUUGGGGCUUUUUACAUGUGCUUGGAGGGUUGCAAGGAAGGUUUCAUAAAUGGUUGCAGACCAUUCAUUGGUGUUGAUGGGUGUCACCUGAAAAGUACUUAUGGAGGACAUUUAUUAGUGGUUGUUGCAAGGGACCCAAAUGACCAGUAUUUUCCUCUGGCUUUUGCGGUGGUGGAAAAUGAGUGCAAGGAGAGCUGGAGAUGGUUUCUGAGUUUGUUUUGGAUGAUAUCGGGGAUGUGCAAUCCAAUCGGUGGGUGUUCAUUUCUGACCAACAAAAGGAACUAAUGCAAGUAUUUGAUGAGAUCCUUCAUGGAGUUGAACACAGAUUUUGCCUAAGGCAUUUAUACAACAACUACAAGAAAAAAUUUGGAGGAGGAGUUGUCAUACGCAAACUAAUGAUGGGAGCUGCCAAAGCAACAUACUACCAAGCAUGGGAAUCAAAAAUGGAGGAAUUAAAGAAGAUUAAUGUUGCGGCAUAUGACUGGUUAGUAGCUAUUCCACGCCAAUCAUGGUGCAAGCAUGCAUUUAGUGUAUACCCUAGGUGUGAUGUGCUUAUGAAUAACCUGUCAGAAUCAUUUAACAGCACAAUUCUGUUAGCUAGGGAUAAACCCAUACUUACUAUGAUGGAGUGGAUAAGGUGCUAUUUAAUGAGUAGAUUUGCACACCUAAGAGAAAAGUUUGCUGCAUAUGCUGGAGUUGUUAUGCCUAAGCCAAAUAAAAGGCUAGAUAGGGAAGUUGAAAAAAGUGGUAACUGGAUUGCUGUUUGGACUGGGGAUUCUGUUUUUGAAGUUACCCAAGGGUUUACCAUGGAGAAAUUUGUUGUUGAUCUAGCAAAUUGUAGGUGUUCAUGUUAUUUUUGGGAAUUAGUGGGAAUACCUUGCAGACAUGCCAUUGCUGAAAUAAAUUACAAAUUAGAACAACCACAAAAUUAUGUCCACCGUUACUAUAAGAUAGAGGCUUACGAAGCUUGCUAUGGGCCAAAAAUUACACCUAUCAAUGAACAAGAGUUAUGGUCAAGAACAAAUUCAACACCAUUAUUGCCACCAUUAUUUAAGGCUCCUCCAGAGAGGCCAAAGAAAUUACGAAGAAGGGAGGCAGAUGAGAACGUGAGUCACUCAAAAGCAGGGAGAAAACCAAUGAAGAUGAAAUGCAACAAAUGUAAGCAAUAUGGACAUAAUAGUAGAGGUUGUAGAGCUGGAAAAACACAGGGGAAAAAGAACCAGAAAAAGAACAAAAAUGUUGCAAGUGAAGGUACCAGUGCAUCUAGAAUGAGAACCAACAAGAGGUUGAGAUCUUCCAGCACCACCACAUCACAGCCAUUAACUAGCAGGGGAGGAAAGAGGUCUAAGAAAGCUGUAGCGGCCAAGACAGUUUUAGGGUCACAAGCCAGUACCAACAACGCCUCAUGACAGCCCAUGUGACCUAGUUUAGGAGCUGUAUAAUUUUGGGACCUGUGUUAUUUUGGGAGUUAUUUAAUACUGAAUGCUAUUGGAAGACGUGUUAUUUUGGUUGUACCAAACUUUGAA